Ooceraea biroi (clonal raider ant) is the source of this 3059-nucleotide messenger RNA. RefSeq names its product ubiquitin-conjugating enzyme E2 eff (gene eff). NCBI's taxonomy places the organism in Eukaryota, Metazoa, Arthropoda, Insecta, Hymenoptera, Formicidae. The record is from RefSeq and is a predicted model, not a curated record.
UGUCUCGUAACCGAGGGUCCCGACGACGACGUAAAAGCGACGCGAUAAAAAACGCAGCCGACCCGCCGUGGCUGACAAUAAUCGUCGCGCGGCCUCGCACUCGAUCCGCAAGCGUGCUCCGUCCCGUCCGUACGCGUCGCGCCGCGGUGAACGAAACGCGCGCUUGACCAGCGCAGUGGGGCUACGUUUAGAAGGCAGCCAUCUUGCAAUCCCUAAUCAAAGAUCCACGGCUAGCGGGUAUCGCUGUUGGUUGUCUGGUUUGCGGCCGGUUAAUAUCCACACACAGUUCGUCAAAUGGCGUUAAAGCGAAUUAAUAAGGAACUUCAGGACCUCGGCAGAGAUCCGCCAGCACAGUGCUCCGCAGGACCUGUAGGAGAUGAUUUAUUCCAUUGGCAGGCAACCAUCAUGGGACCACCCGACAGUCCGUAUCAAGGAGGAGUGUUUUUCCUAACAAUACACUUUCCAACAGAUUACCCGUUCAAACCACCUAAGGUGGCAUUUACGACUAGAAUCUAUCAUCCCAAUAUCAACAGUAACGGAAGUAUUUGUUUGGAUAUCCUGAGAUCGCAAUGGUCGCCCGCGCUCACUAUAUCAAAAGUGUUACUGUCAAUAUGCUCCCUGCUGUGCGAUCCAAAUCCAGACGACCCGCUGGUACCAGAAAUAGCCAGGAUAUACAAAACCGACAGGGAGAAGUACAAUGAAUUGGCGCGCGAGUGGACGCGCAAGUAUGCCAUGUGAUGCGCCAAUCUCCGUUGACUUCGACAUCCAAACACCACCAAGAAACAGCCCCAGCCUAUUGCCACUUACGCAUCAGCACCGAUUGAAAUUAGCUACGGCUCGUAUACUUUUAAACUUAAGCCGAUAUUCGGACCCGAGGAAACCUCAGGCGAGCGUGAACGAUCGAUCCUGUGAAACUUCCCCGGCGGCUCGGAAUGCCCGCGCGUAUGUAAACGACGUUGCCGCGAUGGCGAUCAAGGCGAUCUUUGAAACAUGUGGUGGUCACCCAGCAUUAUAUACAUAUAUACCGAAUCAGACACAACGCAAGAAAACCGAAAAAAAACAUGUCCGCUUUGUUUUUUUUUUUUUUCAUAAUGAAUAAAAGGAAAAAUGGAAGUAUAAAACCGUAUAUACAUAGGCGAGUGAAAGUAGGAUUUGUAUUUGUGAGCCUGACUAGAUUGAUUUCGAAUUAUUGUGCUUAUACGUGAUAAUUGUAACGUUACGAUACACCUACUUUCUCAGUGGUUCUCCGAAAAACUUUUUCGAACUGACAGCACAUCGAUUGUUAGUCUUAACGCAAGUGAGCAAUGUUUGCCCGUCCCUUGAAACGCGAUAUGGUCACUCUUUUGUAAGACUGGGCUAUAUAUAUACAUAUAUAUAUAUAUAUAAAUAUUAUUAAAACUACGUGUAUGCUUUGUUCAAUCAUUAAAAAAAAACACAAGAAAAUUCCUCACACCUGUCUAACAAAUUCUACGAGUAACUCGAAUCUGUGCUUUUGGUUCCUGUGUGUAUGUGUGUAGUAAUUUAAUUAUGCAUAUCGUUAACAAUCGACGGAUGACGACCGACUUCAAGUAAUACCGGCGGCAGUAUGCAAACGCGCUAGACGAAGGGAUCGCGUCCUAUAAUAUAAUUGCGUCCGUGCGCCUCUUCCCUCCUCGGCACCCUGUGUCUGCAGUUUCGCAGGGAUAAUCUGUAGGACAAUUGAUUCGCCAAUUCGUGCUCUGGAGGCGAAGCGGGUCGCGCGAGCGUGCUCGCGAUCCCUCCUUGCGGCUGUCAGUUCUCUCGUGUUCCGAGAUGUCGAAGCGCUUGCGGCAAACAACGAUUCUCGAACGGACGAGAGGGUUGCGAUCGAGUUCUCCGACUGUCGAUGAAAUCUGUAUACGCGGACCUUCCAUGGAGGGUCCAUGGGAGGAUCUCGCCGCAUGAAACUCGAGGAUCUCGAGGUGGGCUCGUCUCGUAGCGGCCGCACAGCGCGUGGAGAGCGCGCCGCCGAGUUCGCGCGUGCGUCUCGUCCUGCGAACGAGGGAUUCGCGUCGCCCGUCGUCGAUCGCGACGUUCUUUUACCCGCAUCGAUACUUUUAACCGCUGUUUCGCGUGCAGGUGUUUUCUUUAAAACGACGACUUUUUAUUAUUUUAUUUUAUUAUUAUUAUAUUAUUAUUAUUAAUAUUAUAUUAUUAUUUAGUUUUCCGUGACCAGGUGUUUCUCCUUUCACCCACAAUAUAAUACCUGCGUACACUUACGACCAUACUGUUCACGUGGACGAGCAUUAGAUUUAAAAGAUUAAAAAAAAACAAGAAUAGAAUCUGUUAAUUUACACACACACACACACACUUGCGAUUUCGAUAUUGUAUCUCCAAUUGUAUUGUGGGCUGUAAAGGGUGAGGCAAUGUGAUUGCGCAUUACUUCGCAAAAAAAUCGAGAAAAAGGAAGGAAUAAACCCUAAAACUGUACACACAAGAUGGAACGGAGUGUAUUGUUGAAUCGCGAGGCGCCGAGUUCAACGCCGACAGUAUGUUUAAGAUUAUACGAAACUACAUAAAACUGCACUGUUCGAUGGUGCUAGCAGUGUGUUUUUUGGCUUCUAAUCAUAGAUAAAUAAAAAUCUGAUUACGUCACACGAGAGAUGCGAUUACUUAAUUAGUACGUAAGCGAGAACGACUCGGUCAUUGCGAGCCACGUGCGAAAGCGCGGCGUCAGAGCGAAGUGUCAUCGGUGUGCGAUCGGUGCUUGAGACACGCGGCAAGCUGAUGGGAGGGGCGGCUGAGGGGAACCUAGAGAAGACAAAAUCUCUCGAUUAGUAUUGUAAUGCGGCGGCCCGCUCUGUGUUUUUGCGCCGACCCUGUCUCACACGCGAACGUGUAUUUGCUGUAAUUUAAUUACGAGUAAAUUACGUCGGAUCUGGUACAUAUAUUUAAAAGUGUUAUAGCCCUCGAAGAGAAAAAAAGAAAAAAAAAGAAAAAAAAUGAAACCGAUUGAUCAUCGUUCACCUCUAGUAGAAGACGAUUCUAUUCAUGUGUAUAAUUAAUUAUUACUACCGCAAUAAUGAACAUUUUUAAUAACU